GUCGAUGACGUACGCAGCCCCUGUCGAAGUUGAACGCAGCAUCCGAGCUAACCAGCGGACAACCUCGGCUACAUCCCACCACUAUUUAUUAGAGCAUCACCCCCAGAAAAUAACGAAAUAAAAGAUAAGAUGGCCACCUCCUCCUCCUCCACUCUGGAUGAAGACGAGAGUUUGAAGGGCUGUGAGGUUUUUGUGCAGAAGCACAACAUCCAGCAGAUCCUCAAAGAGUGCAUUGUGAACCUCUGCAUCGCUAAGCCUGAGCGUCCUAUGAAGUUCCUGCGUGAGCAUUUUGAAAAGCUGGAGAAGGAAGAAUGCAAGCAGAUCAUGGCGCGCCAAAAAUCUAACAGCCAGUCAGACUCGCACGACGAUGAGGUCUCUCCUCCGCCACCUAACCCGGUUGUCAAAGCCCGCUGUCGCCGCGGAGGGGUCAGCGCUGAGGUCUACACCGAAGAGGAUGCCGUCAGUUACGUGCGCAAGGUGAUCCCAAAGGACUACAAGACCAUGACCGCCUUGGCGAAGGCCAUCUCCAAGAAUGUUCUGUUUGCUCACCUGGACGACAAUGAGAGGAGCGACAUAUUUGAUGCCAUGUUCCCCGUCACCCACAUCGCUGGGGAAACAGUGAUCAAGCAAGGUAAUGAAGGGGACAACUUCUAUGUGAUUGACCAAGGUGAAGUGGACGUGUAUGUGAAUGGAGAAUGGGUAACCAAUAUUGGAGAAGGCGGUAGUUUCGGUGAGCUGGCCCUUAUCUACGGGACUCCCAGAGCUGCCACGGUGAAGGCCAAGACGGAUCUGAAGCUAUGGGGGAUCGACCGGGACAGCUACCGUCGCAUCCUUAUGGGCAGCACUCUAAGGAAGAGAAAGAUGUAUGAAGAGUUCCUCAGCAAGGUAUCCAUCCUUGAGUCUUUGGAUAAAUGGGAGCGUCUGACUGUCGCUGAUGCUUUGGAACCAGUCCAGUUUGAAGACGGUGAGAAGAUCGUGGUGCAAGGCGAACCUGGUGACGACUUCUUUAUCAUCACAGAGGGAAUAGCCUCUGUUUUGCAGCGCAGGUCCGACAAUGAAGAGUAUGUGGAAGUCGGACGCCUCGGACCAUCUGACUACUUUGGAGAAAUUGCCCUGCUGCUGAACCGUCCGAGGGCCGCCACCGUGGUCGCUCGCGGUCCCCUCAAGUGCGUGAAGCUGGACAGGCCUCGCUUCGAGCGCGUGCUGGGGCCCUGCUCCGAGAUCCUCAAGAGGAACAUCCAGAGAUACAACAGCUUCAUCUCUCUCACUGUUUGACAUGUUCAAAAAAGGCGAUCCGGGGUGUGGGUGGGAGGGGGGGUGCACCAGCAGGGGUGGUCAACACAACUUUGUGUUGGGGGUAGGGGGGUUUGCGAGGAUGGGUUUUACAUUUCCAAUGACAGGGUGCUCAAUUCCGGCCUCUCUUUUUCUUUUCUUUUUGCAUCUUCUUUGAUCUUGUGCACUUUUCGAUUUGACCUGUGCUGUCACGUAGCUUUACGUCAGGAACAACACAAAGAAAAAAAAAGCCACUCUGUCUUGUAAAUGAUUCAUACGCGGUGUGCCAGCUGCGUGUGAUGCAUGCCUCUCCCCAGCACAGAACGACGGCAUUUUGCACUGUUCAUGCGUUUUUAUGAAGGAGGAUGUUUACGUACAGCGGGACGAGAGAGUGCACGUUUCUUUUGCUUGCUUAAAUGCGGUUUGCCUAUUUAUUCAUCUUUUAAAUCAGAUUUUUUGGGGUGAUGUGGUUGUCAUGAGUUCGCUUCAGGCCUGCACGACAGACAGUUCCAUUAAUGCAGGUAUGAAAAAUAGAUCCGUUUCUAGUGCUAUUUAAGUGUACCGUUACCGUAAGGUUUAGUUCAUUUGUGGCAGACGUAUUCUCUUGUGGUUGCGCUUCGGAAUAUGUGUGUUUGGCCCGCGAACACACAAUAAAAAUAAAAAAAAACACACAUACACCGUCUCAGGAUUUUCCAACGUGCACAUCUUACUUUACCUUCGCUUGUUCCUUUUUUUGCUUGCUAAAAAGCUUUUGCACCAUUUUUGCUAGUAAUGUUGAGUGACUGCAGCAGUUUGACUCCACUGUUUUAACACAUUUGCGUGCUUAAAAGAAAGAGGUACCAAAAUCUAUAUAUAUAUAUAUAUAUAUCUAUAUGCUUUCCUUUUACCUUGUCUCAUCCAAGCAGUUGAUGCAAUGAUGUGAAAUGAAAACCCGUUUUCUGUAGCGAUUCCUUUCAACAAUCGAAGCAUCCCAAGCAAAUAAUAAAAAGGUUACGCCUCUAAA
Molecule: messenger RNA, 2275 nt
Organism: Nerophis ophidion (straightnose pipefish)
Lineage: Eukaryota; Metazoa; Chordata; Actinopteri; Syngnathiformes; Syngnathidae
Gene: prkar1b
Product: protein kinase, cAMP-dependent, regulatory, type I, beta
Exons: 11
Coding region: 130-1275 (381 amino acids)
Biological process (GO): regulation of protein phosphorylation
Cellular component (GO): cAMP-dependent protein kinase complex
Molecular function (GO): cAMP-dependent protein kinase regulator activity
Source: RefSeq, a predicted model, not a curated record